Molecule: messenger RNA, 1009 nt
Organism: Panicum hallii
Lineage: Eukaryota; Viridiplantae; Streptophyta; Magnoliopsida; Poales; Poaceae
Exons: 5
Coding region: 89-547 (152 amino acids)
Source: RefSeq, a predicted model, not a curated record
AUGAGUUGUCUCCAUUUAACUCUACCAGACUACCACAUUCGAUCGGGCUCUGCUCUCCUGCCAGGGGAUCGGAUCCCCACCCCGCGCCAUGUCUUCCCGGCCGCCGACGCAUCCGUCCCGCCGGAGUCCACGGCGAUUCCCCGCCGCCUACUCUCUCCUCCUCACCCUCGCUCUCCUCUUCGCGUCCGCCACCGCCAAAUCCUCUCGGCGCCCCAUCUCCGACAACGAGAUCCGGCAGAAGAAGGAGGCCUGCUACACCGACGUCGAGAACGGGCUGUGGGGGUGGGUGUGCAGGUCCUCGGACGGAGAAGGAGAAUGCGUGCUGCGCUGCCUCCCGGAGUGCUACGACUCAUCUACGGCGGGACCGGUGAGUGGUGGCGUGCGUAGUGCGUUCCCGCGGCUGCUGUUUGCAGGAGGUGCUUUUCUCGCUGAUUUUUGCCUGGGUUUGUUGUGUAGCUUGAAGAAGGGGAGCUGGAUUAUGUCCGCAGCCAGGAGUACAAGUACUGCAUGCACAAAUCAUCCCUUGGAGAAAGCUUGGAUGGCGUAAAGGGGUCCUUCAGCUAUUCAUGAAGGAAACAAGAAUAAAAGGGCUGAUGAGAGGGCUGCUUCUCAGGCUCUCAUAUGUCCAAGCUGCACUUCUCAGUUCUCCUCUAUACGGUGGUGACCAUGGGCAUGAAGCCAUGAAGGGUAGGUAGGUGUUCAGGAUUACAGCCAUAUCCAGCUAUCAACGUCUCCAAGCAUGGGCAAUCGACUAGUUCACCGAUGAAAUCCAAAUCGAUUAAAUGUGAAAAAAUUUCUAAACCCUCCAAGCAUGGGUGUUGUGCAUCCUGAUGAGAAUAGAAACCUCUUGUCCAACAAUUUCUCCAGCUACAUGCUUUGGGUUUUCUUUUUCCUAGUACUAUUGAUUGCUGAGGUUCUGCUUGCUGAGGGGCAGUUUGAACUUUGGAGGUCACGCUGAGGAUCAGGGAGUCUUCAUCUUCCCCAACAAGAAUGUUAAUUUUCUCUAAAA